Fomitiporia mediterranea MF3/22 is the source of this 1347-nucleotide messenger RNA. RefSeq lists its product as uncharacterized. The record is from RefSeq and is a predicted model, not a curated record. NCBI's taxonomy places the organism in Eukaryota, Fungi, Basidiomycota, Agaricomycetes, Hymenochaetales, Hymenochaetaceae. Bases 1 to 1347 code for a protein of 448 amino acids. The transcript has a single exon.
AUGAACAGCUCACCAUUCGGGCGUCUCCCAGUUGAGCUCAUCCGCGAGAUCUUCCAAGAAUGCAUCCCUGAAUCCCCAAGCUUCAAACGCACCAGUGCUCCUCUUCUACUCACUCAUGUUUGCCACACUUGGCGCACCAUCUCAUCCGAUACUCCUCAGUUCUGGUCUCACAUUGUCGUUCCGCGCUGGCAGGAAUCUGUCGUGGGCGUCGACGAGCUUGUACAACUCUGGCUGUCCCGUACACAAAAUGCGCCACUCACUAUCGACUUCGGGCUCUUCAGCGGGCGAAAUGUCCAAGCAUGCAAUGACUUGAAGCUAAUGGGUGAGCUGUACCCUCUCAUGAGCAGACUGCUUGCCGCACUCGUGCCACAUCGUACACGUGUUCGGAGUCUCUGGGGUGUCUUUCCAACAUCCUUCACUCCCGACGUUGGCAUUCCAGAAAUGAUCAACGCAGAAAGGCUAUUCUUCUAUGGACUACCCAAACAAGACGAAAUGCUUCGGAUAAGAGAAGGUGAAUCCUUCUGGGAUACUCACAAAAUGCUAGAACUUGGACCUGCCAGAGAGACGCUCAAAGUGCUUUCUGUCUGCGAUUGCGCAGUGGAUAUCAACACCGUCUUAUUGCAAACCAAUCUUACCCAUCUCGAGCUCUUCGAUUUACAUCACGACAGUGGUCUGGACCAAGAAACCGCCUUCGAACUCCUAAAAUCAAUGCCAGGAUUACAAAAAUGUGUACUAGAACUCACAAAGUUCGAACGUCUUGACUGGCGCGUGUCAAGCCCUCGCAUGGUUCUCCCUAACCUCGAGCUCCUCUUCCUUCUCUGGAACUUCCCCGCAGACAUCGGUUUGCUUCUCGAUGGCAUCUGCACACCAAACCUCAUCCGACUCGGUCUACGCGGAACACCAACUAUGGGUCCGCGUGCAUGGAGCUCGCUCUACAACUUUCUCUAUAUCUCUAGGGCUCCACUCACCCGUUUAUCUCUCGGAAGCUUUGGCGACGCCGACCUACGUCUACUCGACUGCCUCAAAUGCUGUUCACACCUCAUCCAACUCUCGCUCAAUCACUGCUUCAUUCCUGAAAGUAUCUUCCACACACUCGCAUGUGCACACGACUCACCUCUUCUCCCUCGUCUUGAGAUGCUCAACAUCGUCGCAUGCGCAGGAUUGAACGCCGAGAGCAUCGCCGCAUUCAUGAAAUCCCGAGCAAAAGACUUACCAUCUGGGAUUUCGCGAUUGAAAGAGGUCGAGAUCGUCAAUUGCCUCAAUAUCACAGAGUAUCAUAUGCCGUUACUUCACUCAUGCGGGGUGGAAAAACUGUAUCUCAAAGUGACGGGCGAUUUUUUACAGUAA